AUGAGCAACCCGACAAAGUUUUCCUACGGCUUGAAACUGUCGAAGAAUGCGGGAAAGGCAAAACCAAACGGCCUGCCAAAACGGAAGGCCAUUUUUGGCGGUGCUGACGAUGGAUCGGACGACGACGCGACUUCUGGUGGUAAAGGGCAAGACGGACCGGUUGAGGUGAAGAUCAGUGAGCUUGGUGACGACUUUCUGUCCUUUCCAGCACCUUCGUCCGACAAGGGCGAAGAGAGGAAGCGGUCAGCCGCAGGAGGUACAGGGCCACGCAGGAAAAACAACCCGCUGCAACCACCAAUACAGCCGCUGUCGAGCAAGCAAAAGUCGAGCUCAGCCCGGUUCGACGGCGAUCUGGCGACCACUCUGACGGCACGCAAGUAUGCCGACGAAGCAGAAGCGCUCGAUCCAUCCGUGUACGACUACGACGCCUCCUACGACGCGUUCAAGGCGGUCUCGAAGAAAAAGGCGAUUGGCGAGGGCGGCGAUGGAGCCGAUGGCGACGGAGGCCGGAAGCCGCAGUACAUGAGCAACGUGCGCAAGAUGGCCGAGCUGCGCGAGCGAGACCGGCGCAUGGCCGAGGACAAGAAGAUGCAGCGGGAGCGCGAGGCUGAGGGCGACGAAUUUGUCGACAAGGAGAAGUUUGUCACGGAGGCGUACAAGCAGCAACAGGAGGAGAACCGCCGACUGGAAGAGGAGGAACGUCGACGCGAGGAAGAGGAGGAGCGCAAGGCGGCCGCCCGCGGCGGCGGCAUGACGGGCUUCUACAAGCAGCUGCUCGACCGAGACGAGCAGCAGCAGGCCGCGAUACAGGAGGCGCUCAAGCAGGGGCCGGCCAAGCAGGCAGAACAGGCAGAACAGGCAGAACAGGCAGAACAGGCAGAACAGGCCGAGGCGGACAGAGAAGACGAUCUGGAGAGUGCCAGCAUGGCCAAGGCGCGCGCGAUCAAUGCGCGUGGCGGCGACAUUGCCGUCAACGACGAGGGCGAGGUCGUCGACAAGCGGCAGCUGCUGCGGGGGGGCCUGAACGUCAGCAGCCGCAAACGUGCUGAGAUGCAGCGGGAGCGGGAGCGGAGCAGCCGAAACGACAACGACCGCGACCGCAACCAAGGAAGCGGUGGUGGCCGCGGCCAGGCCAUUUUUGCCGGCAGCAAGCAGGCGAUGCGCGAUCGGCAGUCACGCAUGCUGGAGGCGCAGUACGAGCAGGCGCUCAAGAGGACGCGCGACGAGGAGGAAGAGCAGGUCAAGGCAGUCGAGGAGGCAGCCAAGACGCGCAAGACAGCAGCCGACAUCUCGAGCGCCAAGGAACGAUACCUGGCGCGAAAGCGGGCCGAGGCAGAAGCCAAGAAGCUGGAGCAGGCCGGGGACCUCUAA
Grosmannia clavigera kw1407 is the source of this 1371-nucleotide messenger RNA. RefSeq names its product coiled-coil domain containing protein. Gene Ontology annotation, biological process: regulation of alternative mRNA splicing, via spliceosome. The coding region runs from base 1 to 1371 and encodes 456 amino acids. NCBI's taxonomy places the organism in Eukaryota, Fungi, Ascomycota, Sordariomycetes, Ophiostomatales, Ophiostomataceae. The record is from RefSeq and is a predicted model, not a curated record. The transcript has a single exon.